Messenger RNA from Trypanosoma brucei brucei TREU927, 1593 nucleotides. RefSeq names its product GTPase activating protein, putative. The record is from RefSeq and is a predicted model, not a curated record. The coding region runs from base 1 to 1593 and encodes 530 amino acids. Lineage: Eukaryota; Euglenozoa; Kinetoplastea; Trypanosomatida; Trypanosomatidae. The transcript has a single exon.
AUGAUCAACAACGGUUUAGAGGCCGACAAACCGCGGACACUUAAGGAGUUCGCGGAAACCACUGGUCUCAAAAUGGAACAGGCGAAAAAGUGUUUUGACGGCUUUGGGGGCUAUGCCCCAGCGCUCGCAUCAUUCGCACAAUCCUACACGACACUACCGGAUAACUUCUUCGAAGACAAGGAAAGGGCAGUGAAGAACGCUGCCGUCAUCAAUGCUGAGUUGAAGCUCAUCUACAAAAGGGCGCGAGAAAUUAAAGAGCGGUCAGGCGAAGGCGAUAAGGAUGUUUGGGGUUCGUACUACAAGCAUUUAGCCACCUUGGCGCCGAAACAGCAGGAGAAACAGCCGCCCAGCGCUCCACCGCAGCCCACAGAGCCACCAAAGUCCAUAUUUGGUUUCUGCAGUGCCGCCUUCCCGACUCAAUCCCCCGCCACCGUCAACUUUGGGUUUGGGGAAGCGCCUGUGAACUCGACCGGAAGCCAGACAUCUGGUAAACCUAAUUUCCAAGGGUUCGGCCAGGCGGCAAAACCCGUAGAGAAAACGAACGACAAGCCCCGUACUGAGCAGGUCAAAUACUGUAAACCCAAGUACUUUACUGGUCCGUUCUUCGACAUGCCGCUUUUCUGGGAGGAGGAGGUGGAAGCACUUUGUCCACUGUUGAAUCUCAACGGUGGAUUUCUUGAGGAGAACCGAGGUGGGCUGCGUGGGAGGCUGGAGAGGUGGGUAACGAAGGCGUCCUUCUACCGACAACCGGUUCAGUAUAUUGAAAUCGAUGACGAAGAUGAGGAGACAGUUCGUGUAAUCAUUAAGGAUGCGGACAGAACCUUCUUCCACCCCGAUCACCGGAAGAAGUUUGUUUCUUUCCUCAAUGCCAUGUCUCAUGAAUUUAAGGCGUAUGGCCAGGCGAUGAGUUACCUCGCCGGCAUCUGCCUUUUGGUGCUAAAUGAGGAGGAGACAGCGGCAGUGCUCCGGUUUGUUUCAAAGGAAUACAUUCCCGGGCAUUGGGCAGCCGAGGCCGUGGGUUUUGCAACCAGUGCCUGGGUCGUUGAGCAUUUUAUGAAGAGAAAGUUCCCCGAUGUAGCAAAACAUCUUGAAGACCUUAAGUUCUGGCCAGACACCUAUCUCCAAAAGAUCCUCACCGGUCUGUGCGUCCACGUUCUGAGUUUCAAGGAUCUGUUCGUAUUUUUGGACUUAUUUAUUGAUGGCGGCAUCAAUUUUCUCAUAAAGUUCUGUCUUGCGGUUGUUGAGCGCUUCCGUAGCUCGAUUCUCCGAGUCAAGUCGGCAAAUGAUGCUAACACAUUGUACGAGAUCAUGCGCCUCGACUCGAAGGUGACAGACUCCAACGACAUCAAGGAGAUCCUUCAACGGGCCCGACUUAUGGAAUUAGGCGAUGAGGAACUUUCCAUUGACGUUUUGCGGUCGAAAGCGUUUGACGAGCACGUAGCCCCCCGGCUGCAACGGGCCCCGAAGACAGAGGCGUUUGAACCUUGCGAAGUGUGCAAUGAGCGGAAACCAAAGUGGUGGAACGAAGAUAUUGGUGCUGUCUGCACCGAGUGCAAGGAGGCGGCGCCAGGGUUAACUUACACUAAAUACUAA